AUAAUACAUUUAACCGUUUUUUUUUGAUAAUAUUAAAAUUGCGAGUUUUAUAAUAUUAGUUGGUUCAGAAAUUCAAUUCUAUCUAUCUGAACACUGCGAAUUCAUCAGACUACUUAGAUCCAUCUUGUCGUUGUAACUUCCAUGUUUUAUAUUUUCUGUUGAAGUUGUUUGCUAUGGCUGACACAGAGUUUUAUAUUUAUACGGACCGAAAUAAGUUGCGGACGCCUUGCACAUCAACAAUCACAACAGAAUACAGGGUUGGAGAACUACUGAAAACCAAAGAAUUGAAACCAUUUAUUAAAGCAUUUAAAGAGGAAUUGGAAGUGGAUGGUUUGCAGUCAAUAUUUAAAAAUUUCGACAAACUUUUUUCAGUGAUUGAAUUUAUUGAACAGAUUGACUAUUUGUAUCUGCAUGACUUUUAUGAAAAUAUUCUUUUAAGGAGUUUAAAUAUUAUUGGAUCUUUUUUUUUAAGUUAUGAAGAUAUUGAAGACAUUCCACUGGAUAUAAAGCACCAACUUAAAAAUAUUAUAAAAAUGUCUGUUUACCUUUUUGUUGAAUUUGUUCAGAGUUUUUUUCAAAAAAUUGAAACUGAUUAUAAAUUAAUUUUACUUGAAACAAAAGGAAGAAAUAAAAAGCAAGAUAUGAUUCAAAAACAUAUUUCUGAUUAUGGUUGGGACUGGGAAGAUAAAUUGAGUGCUGGGAUAAAGGCAAUUAAUAGUAUUUUCAUAAAUAAUAUAACUCAAUUAAAUGAUCCACCUUAUGUCGACCAUACUUUAAUUUCAUACAUAGCUUCAUGUUGUUAUGUUCUGUUAGAAAAUCCUAGUAUAGCUUUUGUACGAACUAAACAUUUGAGAAACAGCAUUAUGCAAUUACUGAUUGUUCUUAUUACUGACUAUAGCCAUAGUCAGAAUUUCAAAACCAAAGUAGUUCAAUUGUUGAAAUUAUUUGAACACCUGUCAUUACUUUUUGCCAAAAUUGUAAUACAAGUUGUCAAAUCUAAAGAAGGACGAUGUUCUUUAAUUGAACUAAUUGUUAAAGAAAUUGCUGAAACAGGAAAAUUAGAAGGUAUUAAAGAGUCAAAUAAUCAGGAAGUAACUGGUGGUAAAUCAUGCUGUGCUUUUCUUGUGGAAAUUGCCAAACAUUGUCCUAAAAUUGUAUUACCAAAUAUUGAACAUCUGCUUCCAUGCUUAGAAUCUGAUCCAUAUACUAUGAGAAUAUGUGUUCUAAGUGUUUUAAAAGAAAUUAUCUGUCAUGUUUUGAGUAAUGAUGAGGUAGAUGAACUUGAAAAAAAAACAAGAGAUAAAUAUUUAUCAAUCUUACAAGAUCAUUUAUUAGAUACUAAUGCAUUUGUUAGGUCUAAGACAUUACAGUUAUUUAUUGCCUUAAUAAAUGAAAACUGUUUACCAAAAUACAAGUUUAUAUCAAUAUUAAAUUGUGCCAAUGAAAAAUUACAUGAUAAAAGUUCAUAUGUUACCAAAAGUGCUGUUCAAUUAAUAAAAACAUUAAUCAAAUUAAAUCCAUAUAGUUGUGAUUUUACGGAAAACAUUUUACAAGAAAAAUUAGAAGAAGAAAAAUUAUCUUUAAAUAAUUUGAAACAAGCACUAGAAGAAAAAUUAAAAGACACGCUUCCUGAUGAUGAAAUGUGGUCAUUAAUUGAACCACCAUUAAAAUUGUUUUUAGCAGAAAAUAUUGAAGAUAUUCUCAAUGAACCUAACAUAGAAGAACAUGUAUUGAAGAUAGUAGACUUGCCUGAAAUUUUAAAUAAAAUUAAACGUUUAAUCACUCUUCAUAAAUUUAAAUUGGCUUCAAAAUUCCUAUUACAUGGAAGAGCAACAUUCAAGGAUGAACCCCUAUUCAUAUUACAAGAUAAAGAAAACUUAUCAGAAUAUUUUUUUAUACUACUUAAAAAUAUUUGGUGGAGUGAAAAAUUGAAAAUAAAGAACAAUCCAGAAAUUGAAAAUUUAACUGCAGAAGAGUUAAGUCAUAAAAUAUUUUCAGUAGAAUCUAGGAUUACAUACCUUCAGGAAUGUGCUGAGUAUUCUAAUACUAUAAAAACAACAUUAAUUACAAUAAAUCAAUUAAUGUUUGGGAAUACUAGUUCAGAAUCAUUAGAAGCUAUUGACUUUUUUGCUACAGCUCAUCUGUUUGGUGUACCUAAUACUCAAUUUGCAAUUGAUUCUAUGCUUGCAUUGAUGUAUUCAUCAGAUACAAAUAUUAAAGAAGCUAUGAUGAACACUUACAAAAAAAUCUAUCUGGAUGUUGAAGAAAAUAAGGAUUCCUCAGAUAUACAAGCUGUAACUAAUAAUAUAUAUUAGUAAUAAAUCACAAUAAUGUUUUAUAAUUUUUACUUCUAGGUUAUGAUGAAAAUUUUAAAUUUAGUAAAAUCAUUAAAUGUUAAUUAUAUAAAUGCAUUUAAAAUUUUGCUUGACGAAUGGAUUAAAAAUAAAACAUUAAAUGAUGAUUGCAUUAUGAUAUUAUGGGCAUGGCUUACUAAAAUUGUUAAUAUUUCUCAAGAAGAUCGCAUAGUUGUUACUUUUCUUUUAUCAUUACUUGCCAGUGUAAAACCUUGCAUUGCACAAUCAAACUUAGACAGUCUCAUUCAAUAUGGGCUAUGUGAUGACUAUAAUAUAUUUAUCAACACAUGUCAAAUAUUGAAACAAAUCUCUGAUGAUGAUUUUAUUAGAUUAAGAGAAAAUCAUGAAAUAGUGAAUCAGAUAUUUAGUGUAACCUUAAAAUGUUAUAAAGAAAGUGAUUUUCAAAUGUUCAGUCAAGUUGCUUCAAAUGCUGUUAUUAUAAUUUAUAAAUUGACAACCAAACCAGAUUGUACUUGUAUGAUGCUGAUUGAAAAAUGUUUCAAGUUAACUCAGAUUAACAAAAAUGAUUCUUCCAUACAAGAAGGAAAAGUUAUGACUUUGGAUAUUAAUUUAUUUGCAAAAUUUAUUUUCAUCAUUGGGCACAUAGCAUUAGAACACCAUAAUUAUUUGGAAAAUUAUGUUGCAAAUGAAUUAAUUCGACGUGUAAAAGCUAAAUAUGAAGCUAAAAAAUUAAAAACUCAAAAAAAUAACGAUGAAAAUGUGCAUGAUUCGGAAGCUAUUGAAAUUGAAGCUAUAAAUGAUGAAAUUCGUAAUAUAUGCGAUAGACAUAUUGUAUCUGGAAAUGGAAUGUUAUCUAAAUUUUCAGAACAUGUUUUAAAUUCAUGCAAGUCAAAUAAUUUGCAACUGAGAGCAAGUGCUAUUAUUACUCUGGUGAAGUUUCUAUCGGUUUCUACUACAUUUUGUCAAAAAAAUUUGCCAUUAUUUAUACACCUCAUUGAAAAUUCAGAUGAUUCGGAAACAAGUAUUGAUCUCAUUACUGGGUUUGGCUUGUUGGUUUUUAAGCAUCCAAAUUUAUUGGAACCAUAUACUGAUAAACUUUUUGGGCGAUUGAAUGAUAAAGAUAAUAAAGUUCGUUAUAGUGCUUUAAUAACUAUUGUAGAUCUUUUACGUCAAGAAAUUAUUAAAGUAAGAGGUCAGAUUGCUGGUAUUGCCAAAUUACUUGUUGAUGAAAAUGAUAAAAUUAAAUAUACAGCUAGACAAUUAUUUGAGGUUUUUGCAGAAAAAGGAAAUACUCUUUACAAUGUUUUAUCUGAUAUUAUUUCAAUAUUAACAAAUCCAGAAGACAUGAUUAAAGAAAAUGACUUUCAGGAAAUCAUGAAAUUUUUACUCCCUUUGGUUAACAAAGAACGUCAAAUUGAAUCUAUAAUUGACAAAUUAUGUAUGAGGCUAAAAGAAUCUAAUAAUGAUGAGCAAGAAUAUUAUAUAUCUUACUGUUUACUGCUUUUCAAGUACACAGAUAAAAGCUUAACUAAGCUUUCAGACAACUUGUCUUAUUACAGUGAAAAAUUAAGGAAUCCUAAAGUUUACAAUAAUUUUAAUAUACUUAUUAGUACAAAUUCUAGAUUAGCAAAACCAACAACUAAAGAAAUAUUAUCUGAAUUAACUGAUAAAAUUGAAAAAAUAGUACAAUAUGAAGAUUUUACUGUUCCAUUGUCACAAAAAUCACCUAAAAAACGUACAAAUACAGAGAAAAAAAGGACUGUUAAAAGCACUGUUAAGAAAUAUACAGGUGAUGAAAUAGAGCCAUUGCAAACAGCAACAAGAGUUAGUUCUCGUUCCAAAGUAAAAAGGAAGCUAUUGAAUGAUAAUAAGGUAGAAGAAAACAAUGAUGAUUGUGACAAUUGACACAAAUUAACAAACAAAAUAACAAACAAAAUAAUUUUAAAAUUAAUUAUUAU
Molecule: messenger RNA, 4273 nt
Organism: Sipha flava (yellow sugarcane aphid)
Lineage: Eukaryota; Metazoa; Arthropoda; Insecta; Hemiptera; Aphididae
Gene: Cap-D2
Product: condensin complex subunit 1
Exons: 24
Biological process (GO): mitotic chromosome condensation; mitotic cell cycle; meiotic chromosome condensation
Cellular component (GO): nucleus; condensed chromosome, centromeric region
Molecular function (GO): histone binding
Source: RefSeq, a predicted model, not a curated record